Erythranthe guttata (spotted monkey flower) is the source of this 803-nucleotide messenger RNA. The record is from RefSeq and is a predicted model, not a curated record. NCBI's taxonomy places the organism in Eukaryota, Viridiplantae, Streptophyta, Magnoliopsida, Lamiales, Phrymaceae.
GAUUUAAAAGAAAUAUUUUUUUUCUGAAUUAAAAUAAGUUAGUAAAUUUAAUAUAAUUUUAUGUUUACAGGAUGUCUAAUUGGGCGAAAAAAUUCGGACUCGGAAAAGGGAAAGGACCCCUGAUUCGUCCACCUGCAGAUCCGGUGGUGGAGACUACUGCGGAACGGGAGGGAAGGACACAUAAUAGAAAUGUGACUAGUUCUAAACGUCGUGGGGAAUGCACUGGUGCUUUUGUACCCCCACGUACGAUGAUUCAGGAGGAGACAGAGACAGAGGCCGAGCAGGAGAUGGAUGCACCCAUGGAUGCAUAUAUGCAGCCGCAGGAGUACGAGUACGAUCCACAACUACGCUUUCAGCAGAAGUAUCAGUUUCCGGUGCCGGAUUUUCCAUCCGAUGACGAUUACGAGGAUGUUCCGACUCCGACUCCGCCUCCUGUCCCGAUGGGUGGUACUUUCGGUGGUUCUAAUCCUGCCUCGAGGUCCCGCACCGCUCCGAGAAAAAAACUUCCUUCUCGACCUUGGAUGUUGACCGGUGAGACACCCGGUGGACCUAAAUACGCUCACUUGAUUCCAAGUUUUGGAGCACAUAUUGCCUACGACAUUUGGGAGGGAAAGGUAAUACUUAUUAAUAUCCCACAUUUCACGUCGACUCCGCAACGCCUCUGGUAGAUAUGCAACACUAUUGUUGCUAUACCUCGCCCACUGUCUAUCAAACGGAGGAAGCGGACAAUUGUCAUUCAUCUUCACAUACACAAAGUGGCUUCCUGAUUCAAGAAAUAGUAUAGUCAUCUCGUAAGAUAACUG